Cokeromyces recurvatus is the source of this 2367-nucleotide messenger RNA. RefSeq names its product Rho GTPase activation protein. Gene Ontology annotation, cellular component: cell cortex. The transcript is spliced from 9 exons. Bases 1 to 2367 code for a protein of 788 amino acids. Gene Ontology annotation, biological process: regulation of GTPase activity; regulation of actin cytoskeleton organization. The record is from RefSeq and is a predicted model, not a curated record. Gene Ontology annotation, molecular function: GTPase activator activity; protein binding. Lineage: Eukaryota; Fungi; Mucoromycota; Mucoromycetes; Mucorales; Mucoraceae.
AUGACUGAUCGUAAAAAUGGUAUGGUACAAGCAUAUGGAUACCCUAGCAAUUCAGGGACAAGUCAAAUAGUAUCAAGAGCAGUGGCUGCUGCUGCUGCUAAUAAUCAUCAUUCCAGUCGUAAUAAAUCAGCUCGAAAUUCUAAACGAUAUUCUGUCUCUGCAUUUUAUUCUAUGGCUGCAGAACAAGAUAAUGAAGUAGAAGAUGAAUUAGCUAAAGCUCAGAGAAGUUUAAGAGAAUUGAAAACCAAGAUUUCUAGUCAAUCAAAAAAAAACUUUGUAUUAGAAAGAGAUGUGAGAUAUCUUGAUUCUCGUAUUGCUUUAUUAAUUCAAAAUAGAAUUGCUCUAGAUGAGCAACAUGAAAUGGCAUCUCAUCUUGAAGAACAUGGUAUUGAAAAUGGUGACUCUUUUCCAGAUGAUCGGCGAUUACAAUUAUAUGGAAAUUUUUUCUUUAUUCUUCAAAGCGAACCAAGACAUAUUGCUACUUUAUGUAGACUUGUAAAUUUAUCCGAAAUUGAUACAUUACUUCAAACUGUCAUGUUUACUUUAUAUGGAAAUCAAUAUGAAAGUAGAGAAGAACAUUUAUUGUUAACUAUGUUUCAAAAUGUUUUAGCAGCUCAGUUUGAAACAUCAACAGAGUUUGGUUCUUUAUUAAGAGCUAAUACGCCUGUUUCUCGUAUGAUGACAACCUACACUAGAAGAAGUCCUGGACAAAACCUUGUUGAGGAUCAAGAACUGAAUCUUGAAAUUAAUCCUCUUAAAGUAUAUGAACAAAUGAUAGCACAGAUAGAAAGUGAAAAGGGAUAUUUACCGUCUGAUUUACCUCGAAGUGUCACUCCAGAGAUAGCUGCCAGUAAUGAACAUGUGCAACACAUAAUUCAACCUCGUUUAAUUCAACUAAUGGACAUUGCAGAAAGCUUUUUAAAUACCAUUAUUUCAUCUACAAGCUCUGUUCCUUAUGGUAUUCGUUGGAUAUGUAAACAGAUUCGUUCUCUUACAAGAAGAAAGAAUCCAACUGCAUCUGAAUAUUCUGUCUGUUCAAUGAUUGGAGGUUUCUUCUUUUUAAGAUUUAUUAAUCCUGCUAUCGUUACUCCAAGAGCAUAUAUGUUAUUAGAUACUGUACCCUCUAGUGCACCUAGAAGAACUCUCACUUUGGUUGCAAAAAUGUUACAAAAUUUGGCAAAUAGGCCCUCUUAUGCAAAGGAAACAUAUAUGCUGCCAACAAAUCCAUUUGUAGAAAAAAACAAACAGAGAAUUAAUAAAUUCUUAAAUGAAUUAUGUGAAGUAGGCGAUUUUUAUGAAAAAUUAGAGAUGGAUCAAUACAUGGCACUUUCAAAAAAGGAUAUCGAAAUUCAUAUUACUUUAAAUGAAAUAUAUAGUACAUAUAGUCUUGUUCAACGUCAUUUAGAUAUCAUUGCACCUAAAGAGAAAGAUUAUCUUCGUAUUCUUAUAAAUGAUCUAGCGCCUGUACCUAAUCAAGUAUCUCGAAAAGAAAAUAAAACCAUUGAAUUACCUUUAUUUAGUCGAUGGGAAAUACCUAUUCAAGAUCUUACGACUGCACUCAUGUCAGAAAAUAAUAUUACACAAAAUGAUAUUCUCUACAUGGAGACUAAGGCAAUCUACGUUCAAUUGAUUCGUUCCCUUCCUCAUCUUGCGUCUGAACCUCUUGAUUUGGAUUAUAUAGCAGAAACAGCAGCUACUAUGAAAGAUGUACAGUUGGUAAGAAAAGGAAUUAAAGUGAAAGACAUGUUACGGGAAUUAGAAGACGCAGGCGUCAUCGACCAUAAAGAUCAUUACAAGUUAUUAGUAGAAGAAAUUACUCAAGAAUUAAAUCAUUUAGGGAAUCUAAGAGAAAAAAUAGUACAAGAGAUAACUUCUUUAGAAAGUGUCUAUAGAAUCAUUCUGGAUCAUAAUAAUUAUUUAAAAAGUCAAUUAGAGAGUUACAAAGCUUAUUUACAGAACGUAAGGAUUCAGAGUGGAGGUGAAAAGACAACCAAGAAUUCAGUUGGUAUUGGGGUUGAAGUUGAAGGAGGGAAAACUAGAAAGACACCUAAAAGUGCCUCUAAAGGUCCCUUUAAAUUUUCACAUCAUCAUUUAGAGAAAGAAGGUGUUAUUACUGAAAGUACUGUUCCUGAAAACAGACGUCCCAAUAUCUACUUUUCAAUUAUAUCACCUUUACCAAGUACAUUUAUUAUUGCUAUGCACUUUAAAGGACGAGAUAAAGCUAUAUUAGAAAUGGACUUGAAGCUUGAUGAUUUGCUUGAAAAGCAACAAGAUAAUGUAGAAUUACUGGAUCUUGAAUAUGUUCGCUUAAACGUGACAAAGACUCUUUAUCUUUUAAACAAAACGUUUGUGACUAGGCAUAAAUAA